Molecule: messenger RNA, 678 nt
Organism: Parnassius apollo (apollo)
Lineage: Eukaryota; Metazoa; Arthropoda; Insecta; Lepidoptera; Papilionidae
Source: the annotation of a GenBank genome assembly
AUGGAUUACGUUUUUAAAGACUGUACGCUUUACGAAGCUAUUAGUGUGCUAGAAGACGAGGAAGCGGAACCGGCGUUGAUUUAUAUUGAACCACCUGAUCCUGCUGCCUUAACAGAUGAGGAUUCAGCGGACGAAGACGAGGGGGCCCUAGCUAAUAAUUUAUCUGGACGCCAAUUGAAUGCAAGAUGUGAGGUAAGAUUAGCACCACGAAGAAGUCCUAGUCCUCUUGUGGAUUUUAGUAAAGAUAAGGAGAGUCCUGUAGCCUCCACUAGUAGAUCUUUAACUACACGUGGUCGUGGUGAUCAUGGGCGACGUCACUCACGUGGCAGAGGGCGCAGUCGCAUGCUACGAGGGAAAAGUACACGCUAUCAAGGUAAAACCACUAACACCCGUGACAGCUCUUCAAGUUCAGUGAGUGACGCAUUAUCUGAUGAUAACAGCGUGCCAGUUACUAGAACAUCAGAGACCGAAAAUCUGGGUACAAGAAGAUCUGAAGGACAAUAUGAUCCUAGAAUUACAGUUGAUGAAUUGGUGGCAUUUAUAGCAAUAUUAAUAAAUUCCGGAUAUAACACUGUUCCAUCAAAAACUCACUACUGGGACCAACAUGAUGACAUGAGAAAUAACUUGGUAUACAACUGCAUGAGACAACAACGUAACGGGACAGGUUCAAAACUAUAA